GCUUUUCGCAUGCGUGUCGCGACACAAUUUUUGAACUACAUGCGCCGACUUCAUUUGAACAGGUAGUUCACUUUCGAGAGCCCAUCCCUCAGAGGUUCAAAGACUGGCCGAUGACGUGUGUGCGUGCUAUUUUUUGACAAGGCCAUUUUGUUUACACUAUCAACCUCCGGCGGUCAUCUUGACGAGUUCUUAACGAGUCUUGUCGCCCUCAUCUUAUCUCCCACUUCUGCCGCUUGAAAGACAAAGUGUGCUUUCUGGAGCGCGAGAGGAAGUUAAGAGACCGACAACCGUUCCAUCCAUUGAGACCCUCAGUGUUUGAAUCUAUCUGUCGAUUUCGCAGAUUGGAGUAUUGGCAUAAAACGAAACGCCUUCCUCUGUUGAACACACUAGAUCCAGUCAAUACCGCUGACAAGUGGCCAGCAAAUCUCAUCGUCACCAAUUCCCACCCCACUUCUCUUUAAUGGCUUUUGCCCACGACAGUCACCUCCCUCACCGAGAACAGCAAACCGCGACCCUGUCAAACUUGUCUCCAGGCGCCUCAACGUUUUCGGCCGUGGAACCUGCGCCUUCCCUACGUCAUGCCUGCUUCUUCUUCUCCUCGCUUGUACCCUCUGUACGACGACCCUGACCGCUGCAUCGCGUCGUCCUUUUCCGUCUAAAAUGGCUCCUCCUUGUCCACCUGAUGCCUUCCCUCACAAGACUCCCUCGACAUUAUCCGCCCAUACACCUAGAGAGAGAACAAGAGACAAAACCCGAUCGCUUGGACGGUGCGGUGCAGACUGGUCGGCAAUGGCCACACAAGAGAAUGUGCGCUGGCUGAUAAGGUUGAGUUCAUUGACAGUGACGCAGAUGAAGCUGUUAAGAUGUGGAAAAUGCCACCCAUGUUCUAUCUAUACAUGCCUAUUUGAUGUUCAGUCGCUACCGCGAUUAAGAGCAGAGCCACUACCAAACUCAACACGAUGCAACUCGGGGAUGACAUACUUCAUAGUCUACAAACAAGGCGGUUCAAAAGCGCCGGCGGACAUAUCAUCGAUGCAUGAAUACUGUCGUGGGUGAUUAUUGCCUGUCCGACUCGAGAUUGUCGGUACCUGGGAUUUUGUGGAUUUGAGGACCUCCGCAGGCAUUCAAGACCUGCACGCACAUCACGAUUCAAGAUCGAGUCACUUAGCUCUUACAACGGUAGGAAUAGACCGCAUUUGACAUGGACGUCGCCAACCGCCAUGAACCAGAACUCAUCCUUCCUGGUGUGCAGCAUUGGUGCUGCCUCUCCUCGUAUGGGGGUCUCAUCCAGAGUCGAUCUGCUUUACAAGAGAACGUUGUGACACUACUGUCGUAGCUGGUGCAUCAUCGGCGUGCCGACCUUCUACCGGCAAUGUCAGACGAAUGUUUAGCAUGAAUUUUUCAUUCCAAGAUUCUCCAUGUCAGACUACGACGGAGAGACACCGACUCAGACAAGAUUCAGUGUACAAGACGAAAAUACGGCCGGCCAAUGUACUGUACUGUACAGUACCAGCUUCUGCCUUACUGUAAGAAGGAGUGUCUCAAAGGCCCAUGGUGAGUGAAGGCGAGGUCGAGAGAGGGAGUGGGUUGGUAGGAGACAAUGCUGACGCCUGAGAGGGGUGUGACCGUCCUGUUCGUACAGUACAGUCUUGUGCAAGCACAUGUCAGAGGACAAGGGGAGCGAAAAGUGGUCAGUGCGAGAAUCCAGGGCUCCACUUCACCCAUCCAUUCAGUGCGUCCUGUCCUGUCCUGUCCCCUUCCCUCAGUCUACAGUACAGUACUCUUCCUUUAUCCUACCCCGUUUGAGGAGCAGAAAUCACCCUGCGACGGUCAGAUCCUUGGGUGAGACGCCUCUUUGAGUUAAACCUUGCCCUCCAGCCCAAGAGGAUUGACUUUGCAAAAAUGACUCACUUUCGAAUGGCCGGCUGCCACAGUAUUUGGAAUCAAGACCAGGAAAACGGCAUGAUCCAGCCAUUCUAGCUUUUGGCCGAUCAAUGAUUUCUAAUGCUUAUUCCCUUUUGGUGCAAAUUUCAAGAAAUAGUGAGACUACUGUAGUCCUACACUGUACUGUGCGAGAUCACAGUCAGAUGUUGGUAAGUGCGAGAGCAUGUGGGCUCCACUCCAUCUAUCAUGUUCAUCCUGUCUCUCCGACCAGACCCCUCUUCCCUUUCUUCCCUCUUCCUUCAUUCCUUCCCUCUCCCUUCUUUCUUUCUUCCUUCCCUCUUCCUCAACCUUCUCUCAUCAGUUCACAAUCACUGAACGUCGCUUCCGUUCGUCUACGCAAGAACCCGCGCUACAAAAUCCACGCUACGUAACCAAGAAGAUGAGCUUUAUUGCCGUUAUAAAGUCUCCAAAGGACGCAGCUGAACGAGACUGGACGAUAGGCAUACCAAAGCUUCGCUGCCCUGUUCAGCGGAAACGCCCUGAGGUGGCCAGUUUCCGGUGAAAAACAGAAGGCGAAAUCAACAAAUUCUGAUUUCCCGUUGAUCUUUGCUCUCCAGGACCAACUGAGCCAAAGACUCGCUCCCAAACAGGAUCAGCAGUCAAACUUCUUGAUUCCAGGGUCGAAAUAACGACGCGAAAUCAAGUAUCACUAUGUUGCUAUUUCUCCCUGUCAUCCUGGGCAAUUUCAACACUCUGAUUAGGUCCUUGAGUGAGUAUCGAUCAGAAAGCUACAAAAGGUCGCAGUCACAGUGAAAGAAGGCCUCAAGCAUCCCAAAAUGGCAAAAAUGAAAAAAAAUCGACAAUUUCUUUGCUGCCAGCUGGUUGGCAGCAAAGAAAUCGUCGCAAAAAGUCCCGUAUAAUCUAAUGAGAACAGCGCGAUUUACUCUC
Messenger RNA from Exophiala oligosperma, 2832 nucleotides. RefSeq lists its product as uncharacterized. Lineage: Eukaryota; Fungi; Ascomycota; Eurotiomycetes; Chaetothyriales; Herpotrichiellaceae. The transcript has a single exon. The coding region runs from base 661 to 1056 and encodes 131 amino acids. The record is from RefSeq and is a predicted model, not a curated record.